UACCAUGUCAAGCCAAAAUUGAACAACACAAAAUUACGGUAAUGUCAUCUUCUACACUUCAACAAAGAUCACAGGGUAAGCAAAAGGCAGAAGAUGAUCCAUUGGCAAAGUUGGACGAAGAUGGAUCAGCAGAACCACUUGAUGAACAAGAGCAAGAACAAAUUAUUCAAUCACUCAGAGAAGCCAAUGAGAAGUCCAAUUAUAUCUUUCGAGCUUUGAUGCUUGUAAUGCUGGGGUUAGUGGGUGUAUUGUACCUUACGCCUAUUCCUGAUUAUAUUACCGGAGAUCAUCCCGAAAGUCAUUUGACAAUGCUUUUCCAUACUUCUCAUAUUCAUGAAGCAUCUCAUGAUGAUUUGAUUCGAUUACCGGCAUUCCCAAUCUACCUCGUCUUACUCUUCCUACAAGGUGGAUUGCUGUUCGGUGGAAUUUACGAAACAAUGGAUCGCAUGGGUAUGAUCCGCUCAAAAGGCCUUGCAUUCCCACAACAGCCUCAUCAAUUCGGCACAGCACCUGCAAUCUUGGCACCCGUCUUGGCCGAUAUUCGUUGGCAUCCUACACAUUCUGGCAUUCGGGCUGAUAAAGAUGAUAGACCACCUCCAGUCUGGACAACAAUUUCACCACGUUUGCUUUACUUGUGUUUGCUUACAUUGGCAAGUACGCCUUUACCAUUAAUGACUUUUGGCGCUGGAAAUUUCAUCAAUGCUGGUUGGUGGGCUAUCACGACAGUCGCACUGACCGUUCUUUGCAUUUGUGAAGGAUUGAUUGACAAAUUCGAAAUGGAGGCAGUCGGUCUCAACGGUAUGAAGUAUGCAUAUAAAGGGGCGUAAACGUUGAACAUGUUUAGUUUCUAUCUUCUUUCUCUUCCUCAUCACAUAUGUACGAUAUAGCACUCCCCACAAAUCAAAGCUUCUCUAAUGUACAUAAGAUCUUGAAAGAAUGUGAAUAAUACAACA
Meira miltonrushii is the source of this 953-nucleotide messenger RNA. RefSeq lists its product as uncharacterized. The record is from RefSeq and is a predicted model, not a curated record. The transcript has a single exon. NCBI's taxonomy places the organism in Eukaryota, Fungi, Basidiomycota, Exobasidiomycetes, Exobasidiales, Brachybasidiaceae. The coding region runs from base 42 to 827 and encodes 261 amino acids.